AUGCCUGCGCAAAAUCAUCAGUUACACCCGAGGACCAGAGCGCCUUCGAGAGCUUCGACAGCUUCGAUGCACAGCACUGCCACCCAGCAAAACAUCGAUCAAGGCUUUGCUCCACACCACGGUCCUUUUCAGACGGAACAAUGGAACGCCAACGCCCAUGCUCAAGCACACGCCCAGGCUCAAGCGCAUGCACAUGCACAUGGCCACAGUCACGCCCCGUCGAGGGAUAUGGCUUUGCAGGGCCACCAUUUGCCUGGUGACGAUAUGCUACUACGACCCGGAUCGCAGAUGCAUCCAGCCCAGUCGUUCUCCAUGGACUCGAGCAUGCAGUCAUCCAUAGGUCACCAUAUGCCGUAUGGACAACACGGUCUGUCAAAUCCAGGACUUUCGGCAGAUUCCUUUGGCGCAAGUACUAGUUUUGCCGAUGACAGCCAGAUGAUGGAUCGGGAUGACAAUGGCGACGGAGACUCGUUGAACAUGGGCAACGCCAAGUCCUCGAACAAGACGAGCGCCAACAAUGAGCACGAGAUGCGUGCCUUGUUUAGAGCCAACAAGCACCGUAACCUGGCGGAUGUCGCCCAGGAGCUGCAUGGGAACGAAAGGGGCCCCAACUCGGAACGUACACGACAGGUCUUUGCCAUGCUAUGGAUCAAUCAGGUGUGCUCCGGCGGAAAGGGUUCGGUGCCUAGGGGUCGUGUAUACGCAAACUAUGCUUCGAGAUGCGCCACCGAAAGGACGACUGUGUUGAAUCCUGCUAGCUUUGGUAAAUUGGUUCGAGUACUCUUCCCUGGCCUGAAGACACGCAGACUCGGAGUCCGUGGAGAAUCAAAAUACCACUAUGUGAACUUCAAUCUGGCAGAUGAGGUCCCGGAGAGCCAGGAGCCUUCCCAAGGAGUCGUGUCGUAUCAGGACUCUGGCAGCUUUGCCCAAGAUGCUCCGUUCUCAAAGUCGCAGUCGCCUUCUCACAACGCGCAAAAGGCUGCUGCUCUUCCUUCGCCCGAGCUUCCUACUCAGCCUGACGCACCGGCUCUCUCAAGGUCGAAUGACAACAGAGCACACAGUUUUUAUAAUUCACCAGACUUUUCCAGCAUUGACCAAGUCCAGUCUACAACGUCAAAGACCAUGCUGCGCCUAGCAUUCACGCCUCUACCGGCCGACGCGUUCUCGGACGUGCUCGUCUUGCCUCAGAUCAAGCCUUUUCUACCUGAAGGCACUGAUCCAGACGCAGCAAUGUCCCUGACAGCACUGUAUCGCAGCCACUGCACAUCCCUUGUUGAGUGUAUCCGUUAUUGCAGAGAAAAGACAUUUUUUCAUCUGUACACUUCCUUCCAAGGCACUCUUACCAUGCCGGUGCAAAAGCUCUUCUCGAGUCCUGGUGUGGCACUGUGGAUUGAACAGUGCGACUUUGUCUUGUACCAAAGGAUGAUGCAAAUCAUCUCCAACCUUACCUUGCAGGUCGUCCCGAAGCCAGUCCUAGAUACCUUUCGCAAUAUCUCCGAGAGGCUCGUGCUUCACAUUCGCGAAUCGUUCCAGGGCCAACCGAGACAUGUGGUGCAGGCAAAGGAAGCCCCAGCCAGCAUCUUCGCUGCUCUUUUGGACCGAGCUCUCCGUGUUAACUUGACGGCUCACGCAGCAGCAAACAUGUUAUCGAACCCAGCCAAUCGCGACCAAAUGUACAUUGACUGGAUCACAAUGGUUAGGAUUCGCAAGGUUGCGGAAGUCGUACCGACUCGCGGCAUGGAUGACCUUGUAAUGUUAUUGCUGACCGAGAUCCGCGACCUCCUGGACCCUCAGAACGUCCCCUGGGAUAUAGAGUGCCAGACUCUGUAUGCUGACGUGGCCACGAGGAGUGGCAGAGUAUCACAGACCGAGAACCUUGGCGGCGAAAGUGGCCAGAACAUACUCGAUCGAUGGGUCAACUUUCUCCAGGCACUUCAGAAGAAAUUUCCCUACGCUCUCGCAGAGGAUGUGGUAUCGUGUGUUCAAGGUGUGGGAACUGCUGUUAUGCGCGACAUCACCAUCAACCAGGGUAAGAGCUUCGGAUCUUGGUGGGUGACCAAAUGCUGGAUCGAUGAGAUGAUAUGCUUUUUGGGCGAGCAGGGCGGCUUCAUGCAGCUCAAAUCCUCGAUUCCCAAGGCAACGAACCUCCCGUCACGAUCCGCCCAAGUCCCAAGCAGACACACUUCGCACAACCUGAAUAGAAACCAGAGCAACAAUGACAACACCAAUAAUGCAUCUAAGCCCGCCCCACCUCAAGCGAAUCGCGCGCCAUUCCCACCUCAAUUGGACAAUCAUACGCGCGACUCUCUGGGACUAUCAGGCAACCCCGACGACAGCGGGAUCGGAAUGCGCACACCAGAGGAAGAGCUCCCGCUGGACAAGUUUGAUUAUCCUCAAAAUCACAGUCAUGAAUUGCAAGAGCUGGGCCUAGAAGCCGAGUUUGGCCAAUAG
Molecule: messenger RNA, 2451 nt
Organism: Pestalotiopsis fici W106-1
Lineage: Eukaryota; Fungi; Ascomycota; Sordariomycetes; Amphisphaeriales; Sporocadaceae
Exons: 2
Coding region: 1-2451 (816 amino acids)
Biological process (GO): regulation of transcription by RNA polymerase II
Molecular function (GO): DNA-binding transcription factor activity, RNA polymerase II-specific; RNA polymerase II cis-regulatory region sequence-specific DNA binding
Source: RefSeq, a predicted model, not a curated record